GUUCAUCUCAUACGCGCCGAAAUUUGUAAACCCACUAGUCAAACCACCGUUUUAUUUUUAUUUUUCACUACUGUAAUAUACAUCUGAAACAAAAUAAUGUCCGAGUUCGAUCCCGCUUCACCGGCCCCUGUAGCCUUCUGUAGAAAGAUCUCAACAGCCGAAUACGACCAACAAGGAGACGAAGAGACGGAAUCGGAACUAAAGAAGCUUCUGCAGUUCUUGGACAAAAACCCAAAUAUAUCUCGUGAUGUGAUCAGAAAGCGGAAGCAAGACGAGCUUGACAUGUUAUCCUAUUUGAAAGUUAAGGUCAUGAAAGCUGUAAAGGGAGAGAAAUACAUCGAUGACUAUUUUAGUGAGGAAAUGUGCAAUAAUGAACUUGACAAGCUCAAGAGAGAGAUGGUCUCAGCUUUCGACUAUGCACAAGAAGCCAAAGGCAGCCCUAGAAGGUUUAGUAGAAGGCUUGCUGAAAAAAAGCAUCAACAAAUGGCACCCCCUUCCCCGGCAACCCCUCCCACACCCUCCCUGAGGAUUGCUGAGAAACAGCACCAAUCAAGAGCAUCUCCGCCCCCACCUCCUCCACCCCCAGUGUUAAAACCACAGAAUAUGCUGAAGGACAGUAAAUCAGAAGGAGCUAGCAAAACCUCAAGCAACUCUGACCUGUUCCUGUCAAUCAGAAAUAUCAGUGGUAGGCGUGGCUUACAUCAAGAGAAUGUCAGUUCUUCAGUUAGUGCACCUGUAUCAGCAUUGGCUCAUGGCACUCCAUCAACAUCUGAAUCUGUUACCAAGCUCCAACAACAAAGCAAAUUGAAAAAGAUAAGGCGUAGUGUGUCUAAAAACCUGUCAAGACCGAACCUGCAAAAAGCUCUGCACGACGAGAUAACCAACGCACGAGAAAAACUGCGCUGCAUCAAUCCACAGUCGCCAGGAAUGACGCCAUACCAACUCAGCAAAAAGAGAAGGGAAGACGAGAAGUCCCCAGAUGUCUUCCCAAUGUUUAAUACGGCCCUGGUGCAUAAGUUCAGGAACGCCCGCAGUCCGUCGUUGAGUCCCAGCGGCUACUUUAGCGAUUCCUCGUACUUCGACAGCCCAGGCAGUUAGCCCGAAAACUCAAUCUGGAAUGAGCAAGUCAGUGAAUUAUAGGAUUUCUUAAUGAAGAACUUUUGGACGAAAGUAGAUAUCAUUACGUGAUUGUUUUUUAAGUACAGGCCUAGUAAUAAAGAUUAGCAGAAAGUGA
This is a messenger RNA of Nematostella vectensis (starlet sea anemone), 1234 nucleotides long. RefSeq lists its product as uncharacterized. Bases 97 to 1098 code for a protein of 333 amino acids. The transcript is spliced from 5 exons. NCBI's taxonomy places the organism in Eukaryota, Metazoa, Cnidaria, Anthozoa, Actiniaria, Edwardsiidae. The record is from RefSeq and is a predicted model, not a curated record.